GACAUCGUCUGCCAGACCUGCGUGGCCAGCGGGUUACGGGACGGAGGUGUCCGAUUUUUCCUGACCGCCGGCCCAGGGAAUUAUGGGUUCACUCCUGCAGGAUGUGAGCCGGCCUUCUACUGCACGGUGCUUGAGUCUUCGAAGUCCGAGGACAUCAAGGGCAUCGGCGAGGCCACGGUGCCUCAAAGCGAGGUUCCUAUGAAGCCGACCCUGCUUGCUACGCUGAAGAGCAACAACUACCUGCUGAAUUGCCUCUUGGCCAUGUCCGCACAGGAGCGUGGAGGCUGCUAUGGAAUCAACAUCCGCGACGAUGGCACGGUGGCAGAAGGUUGCGUGGCCAAUUGUGCCAUUAUCACAAAGGACAAAGUCUUCAUCACGCCGCCGUUCGAUGGCAUCCUCGCGGGGACGACUGUGCGCAAGGCCAUGGAGUUGGCGAAGAAACACCUGGUGGGCGAAGCAAAGGUUCUUCACGAGAUCCGCCAGGAGACCAUGCGCAAAGAGCAGCUUUUCACUGCGCAGGAGGUUAUGAUGCUUUCUGGUGAUCUUGGCGUUUCUCCGGUGACAACGCUAGACGGCCAGCGAGUGGGUAACGGGGAGGUUGGUCCAGUGGCUCGCGAACUAAAGCGCCUGAUCUGGGAGGAUGCGUAUGAUGGUACAGAGGAGCACAUCCAGCUGUCCUAUCCCUGA
Molecule: messenger RNA, 687 nt
Organism: Symbiodinium pilosum
Lineage: Eukaryota; Dinophyceae; Suessiales; Symbiodiniaceae
Source: the annotation of a GenBank genome assembly